Molecule: messenger RNA, 1347 nt
Organism: Prunus armeniaca (apricot)
Lineage: Eukaryota; Viridiplantae; Streptophyta; Magnoliopsida; Rosales; Rosaceae
Source: the annotation of a GenBank genome assembly
AUGGAGCUGACCAUCUUCCUCAAGAACAACAAAGACAUGUUCACGUGGUCACCAUCUGACAUGCCCAGCAUGGACCCAAACAUCAUCUGCCAUCGGCUCCAUGUCAACCCUACUAGCAAGCUCGUGGUGCAGAAGAGACGCAACUUUGCUCCCGAGCGGGUCGCGAUCAUUGAAGUCGAGAUCGACAAGCUCUUAGAUGCCGGUUUCAUUGAAAAGGUCUCCUACUCGGAAUGGUUGGCCAACGUUGUUUUGGUGGAGAAACAAGAAAAGGGAAAAUGGAGAGUAUGUGUCGAUUACACGGACCUCAACGAAGCAUGCCCUAAAGACAACUUCCCAUUGCCGAGAAUCGACCAGCUCGUGGAUUCAACUUCCGACAACCAGCUGCUCAACUUCAUGGAUGCUUACUCUGGCUAUAAUCAAAUUAUGAUGUACGAUGAUGACAAGGCGAAUACCUCUUUCAUCAUCGAAAGAGGGACCUACUGCAAUAAGGUCAUGCCCUUUGGGCUGAAGAACGCCGGAGCAACCUACCAAAGGCUCGUGAAUAAAAUUUUCAAGGAGCAGAUCGGCAGAACCAUGGAGGUGUACGUGGACGAUAUACUGGUUAAAGCCCCCAAGCGAGUAGACCACCUCAAAAACCUCACCGAGGCGUUCAACAUGCUCCGCCAAUAUCGCAUGAAGCUGAAUCCAAGUAAAUGCACGUUCGGUGUAUCAUCUGGCCGGUUCCUGGGGUACUUAAUGAUGCAACGAGGUAUCGAGGCACACCCGCGCCAAAUCAAAGCCAUUCUCGAGAUGAAGUCGCUUUCCACAGUGAAGGAAAUGCAAAGCUUGACGGGCAGAUCAGUGGCCCUCAACAGAUUCCUCUCAAAAUCUACCGACAAGUGCAGACCAUUCUUCAAAGCUUUGAAGAAGGGACAAAAAGACAAAUUGGACGAAGAGUGCGAAGUAGCUUUCCAGAAUCUAAAGACCUACCUUACUUCACCUCCCCUGCUCUCAAAGCCAGUUCCUGGUAAAGACUUGUUCGUGUACCUGGCAAUGUCCAACUCGGCCGUCAGCUCAGCUCUCAUCCGAGAAGAACUUGGGGCCCAACAUCCGAUAUUCUACACGUCAAAAGCUCUCCUCAAUGCAGAGACUCGCUACCCGAAAUUGGAGAAGCUCAUUUUGGCCCUUGUGGUUUCUGCGAGAAAGCUGCGUCCUUAUUACCAAGCUCACCGAGUCAUCGUCAUGACCGACUUUCCUUUGAGAUCAAUCGUCCACAGCCCUGAUGCUUCUCAGCGACUCAUGAAGUGGGCUAUAGAGCUAAGCCAAUACGACCUCCUUUACUGGCCGAAGAUUGCAAUAAAAGCUUAA